UUACAAACAUUAGCGUAAUUGAUAACAAAGAUAAUAAUAUGAAGUAGUUAAAUUAAAUUCAUGGACCUAAAUAAUAAUCUAAUAAAAUAAAUGUCUAAAUUUUAAAAGUAUUUAAUAAUAAUUACAAACAAAAAUGCCUUUUAAUUAUGAAAAUGUCAAGAUACAAUUACAUGCCGAGCAUUAUUUGAUGAAUGAUUGUUGGUUAAAAGAUUGCGUUGGUUAUUACACAACAGAAGUCAACCCUCAGGCAGUCCAAGCAGAAAUUGUCAAGUUCGUAAAGGACCAAUGGAUUUUAAGUGACUUAAGAGAAAUAAAUGAUCAGCGUGGCUGUUUACCUGAAAAUCUUGCUCAGCAAAAAGUGACAACUCUUCCCGGUACUUAUAUUUUGCAGGUUGAAAAAGGAUAUGAUAUAUCGACAUCUAAAUACAAGCAAGUAGAGAAGAUACGGAACGUUUCUAGUGAAAAUAUCGAGGUGACUGAAGCUGAAAAAAAUCCGACAUGGGAACCCAAGACCAAGAGAAUGAUGUACCUGUAUCUCACUGACGGCAAGCAAGAAGUUACUGCCAUGGAACACAAACCUAUACCUUUCUUGAAGGAUCAUUUACUACCAGGGUACAAAAUUAUGAUCAAAGGACCUGUUAUUUGUAGAAGAUCGGUUAUUAUGCUAGAAAGUAAAAACUGUUCUCACGUUGGCGGUGAAAUAGAAAGUUUGCUGAUUAAAAACGCUACUGAAAAUGUUUUAGCGCGUGCAUUAGGACUUAAAGAAAAUCCAGAUCCAUAUAAUGAUAAAAAAUCUGAUGAUAAAAAUGAACCACUACCAUUGGACGAAGGUAUGGAUAUAGACAUGGAUGCUCUGGAUAAAAUUGAAAAGAAAUAUGAUGACAAUACUAGCAUAAAACCACCUAAAACAAAAUCCUCGAGCGUUACAACGAGUAGGACCAAAAGAAGAGAAAGUGUACUGCUUGACAGUCUUCCUGUUUGCUUUGAUAGUAUCGAACAAGCUGAAAAUGAAUUCGCUGAUGAUUUUGAUGACAUGAUAGGAAUGAUUGAUGAAGCUAACUUGAAUGUUGUUGGUGGCGGUGACAAGGAUGUCGAAAUAGAAGAAGUAAAAAUUGAAGCUGAAAAUACCAGAGCUGGAGCUUUUCCUGAAGAUGAUUUUCCGACUGAUUUAGAGUUUGAUGAAUUUGAAUUUGAUUCUUUUCCUUAUGAAAAAACUACUAACAUGCUAGAGGACAAAGUUGUAAGUGAAUCUUUGAAUAAUGUUGUGGAUGCUAGUAGUAGUAAAAUUUUCAGUAAUGCUACAGCUUCCAGUAGUGUUAAAAGCAACGUGACUAUUAGUAAUGCUAAGAACAAUGUAACUGGUAGUAAUGUUAGAAAUAAUCCAACUAAUAGUACUAAGAGUAACUUUAAUUUUAAAUCCUCAAGUGAUUCAAGUCACAAACCAGUAAAACAGAGUAAUGAAACUGUAAAUAAAAUACCUGAAAAAAUAACUCCAUCAUUUUCUGGCAGUGAAGUUAGUCGUUCAUCUCCGAUGAAAAAUGAUAACAAAAUUAGUCCAUCUAAUAAUACAGUCAUUAAUCCAUUUGUUACGCCGUCAAAAAACCCUCCGAAGACUAUUAGAAAGGAGACGCCGAAGAGAAAUCUGAAGAAUGUACAAAAAAUAACAGACUUUAUGAAAAAAAGUGUGACACCUAAAUCUGAUGAAAGUAAAACGAGCUCUGCGUUGAUAGAUAACUAUGACUUGAUUAAAGACAUUGAAAAACUGAUGCCCGUUUCCAGAGAAAUCGACAAAAAAAUAAAAGGCACUAUUAUAUCGCUUGCGAAUCUUGAAAGAAGAGAUCCCAAUUGGUACUUGCAGGGAGUUGUUUCUGAUAAUACUGGAAGUAUCAGUGUAUCUUUUUCUCCAGCGAUACUUAACAGGUUGAUUGGAUUUAAUCUCGCUGAAUUUUCACAGAUGAAAAAAUUAAAAAAGACUGAUCCUGAAGUCGCAAAUAAAUUAAGACAAGGGCUACGUGGAGCUGAAUUCAAACUUAGUCAUCUUCAUACAUUAUUGAGGUGUAAAUUAUUACCCAAUAAUCCAGUUUUGUUUGUUGAGUCCAUGCUUGAUUUAACAGGAGGUCAAAGAAAAGAAGUUUAAACUGGUUUUUAUCUGUUGUCAUUAAUUUUUAUACAAAAUAAAUUUUCUACUUUUUCAA
Messenger RNA from Cotesia glomerata, 2195 nucleotides. RefSeq names its product recQ-mediated genome instability protein 1-like. The record is from RefSeq and is a predicted model, not a curated record. Gene Ontology annotation, molecular function: nucleotide binding. Gene Ontology annotation, biological process: double-strand break repair via homologous recombination; resolution of meiotic recombination intermediates. The transcript is spliced from 8 exons. Bases 134 to 2137 code for a protein of 667 amino acids. NCBI's taxonomy places the organism in Eukaryota, Metazoa, Arthropoda, Insecta, Hymenoptera, Braconidae. Gene Ontology annotation, cellular component: nuclear body; RecQ family helicase-topoisomerase III complex.